AUGCGAGGCGCGAAGGCAAGGACGAACUUCGUGUACCCUGAUUCUCCUCCUCAUCCUCAUCCACACCAUCACCAUCACAAUUUUCGUCACUCUGAACUGUUCGAAGCGUUCAACUUCCCGAAGCAGCAGUGCCACGUCAGCAAGUUAGUUCAGAGCGGCCGCCAUGGCGUAACUGCUCCAUUAUCGACUCAGCAGCAGCACCGAAACAUCGCUAACAAUUCUCAUCAUUCCCUGAACAUGCUUUUGUUCCGCGAGUUUCUGAAUUCGAAUCCGUGUUUGGUUUCUUCUUCUGCUGCUGCUGCUGGUGGUGUUGGUUCUAGUGGUGCUAAUAAUAGUCCUUAUCAGUAUUGCAUGAAGGAGGGUGGUUCGGCUUGCUGCUUCAAUGGUAACUGUUGCGGUGGUGGUUCCAACAACGGCACGACGGAUGUUAUUGUUGAAGGUGUCGAGGAAGAAGAUCAGUCGUUAUUGGAGUUGUUCCCUAGAGAGUCUUCAAACUCUGGUCUGUUGGAAGAGAUAGUUCAACGCUUCUUGCCGAAAUCCAAAACCGUUCCAAACAAGAAUUGCGACAGCACUUUGAAGCUGAAACCCGAGGCAGCGGCAGUUUCGUUUCCUCAUCAUCAACAACAACAACAACAGGGCUAUGAUGAUGACAGCAGGAUGAUGAGGGGUUUUGAUCAUCAAAAUUUUCCUGUUCAGCAAUUUGAUUAUGGCUUUAACCCUAUUCAUGAGGCCUCAUCGAUGACCAUGCCUGUGGGGAACGAACAGUUGAUGAUGAACCCUACUACUGCUAUGCUGGAAGAUGCUUUUCAGUAUCAACAAUUUCUGAAUGCCUUUGCGGCCAGAAUGCAGAAUGCUUAA
This is a messenger RNA of Arachis ipaensis, 858 nucleotides long. RefSeq lists its product as uncharacterized. Gene Ontology annotation, molecular function: DNA binding; DNA-binding transcription factor activity. The record is from RefSeq and is a predicted model, not a curated record. Lineage: Eukaryota; Viridiplantae; Streptophyta; Magnoliopsida; Fabales; Fabaceae. Gene Ontology annotation, biological process: regulation of DNA-templated transcription.